GUAUACGAAGGGUAUGAAGGAGAUAACAAGUGUUUACUUGUGUUUACUUUAUUUCCAUCAUGUAAUGGUUUGUAGUUCACUGUGUCCUUCAGUUCACACACUGGGAAGUCGUGGAGGACCUUCUCAGCUGAAAUCUGUUGAUGAGCUCAGGAUUGGAGGCACCUGUGCAGCUCUCUGUGUGGACCCAGAAGGUUCCGGAUCAGGUCCUGGAUCCAGAAUACAGUCCGAUGGUGCUUCUCUCAUGGACGAGUCGGCACUGGAACGUUACUUUGAUGACUCCAUUGCAAAUGAAGCUGACUUUCUUCUGGAGGAGGAGCUGGACCUCCAGAGCCCGGCCCCCUCGGGACAGGGUCCCGCCCCCUCCCACCUACCUCCGAAGGCGGGGCUGAGCAGACAGGAGGAGCUCGACCUUAGCUUCUUACCUGAUGAACUCAGUUUACGGGACGAGCAAAGUCGCCACGACAACACAGUUGACAGUCAGACCGUCCCUCUGGACGUGUCUCAGGACAGCGGCAUCAGCGGAGACUACAACUUCCAAGAUCCCACAGCACAGUCCCAGCAGGGGCCGUCCAUGUCCGGACCGGGGGCCGGGGUCUCCCCCUUCUACCCCAUGACCCCCAUGACCCCUAUGACCCCUGUGACUGAGAGGUCAGGAAUCAUCCCCCAGCUACAGAAUAUCGUCUCCACUGUGAACCUCGGCUGUCCUCUGGAUCUCAAGUUCAUCGCCCUCCAGGCCAGAAAUGCAGAGUACAACCCCAAGCGUUUUGCGGCUGUCAUCAUGAGGAUCAGAGAACCACGAACCACCACACUGAUCUUCAGCUCCGGGAAGAUGGUCUGUACAGGAGCCAAGAGUGAGGAUCAGUCUCGACUGGCAGCCAGGAAGUACGCUCGGGUGGUUCAGAAACUCGGUUUCCCCGCGCGCUUCAUGGACUUUAAGAUCCAGAACAUGGUGGCCAGCUGUGACGUGUGCUUCCCCAUCAGACUGGAGGGACUGGUUCUGACCCACCGGCAGUUCAGCAGUUAUGAACCGGAGCUGUUUCCAGGCCUCAUCUAUCGAAUGGUGAAGCCUCGUAUCGUCCUGCUCAUCUUUGUGUCGGGGAAAGUGGUUUUGACCGGAGCCAAAGAGCGAGAGGAGAUCUACGAGGCGUUUGAAAACAUCUACCCAAUCCUGAAAGGUUUCAGGAAACAGUAACAUCACUUCCUGUUUAUCUGUAAAUACAUAAUCUAUUUUAUUUUGGUUAGUGAGUCUCUGUUGAACGUUGUCCAGAAAGAAAAUAAAUGAGUUUAAAAAUGUUCAUUAUAUUCUUUCGA
Pungitius pungitius (ninespine stickleback) is the source of this 1311-nucleotide messenger RNA. It is a transcript of the gene tbpl2, whose product is annotated as TATA box binding protein like 2. Bases 14 to 1192 code for a protein of 392 amino acids. Lineage: Eukaryota; Metazoa; Chordata; Actinopteri; Perciformes; Gasterosteidae. The record is from RefSeq and is a predicted model, not a curated record. Gene Ontology annotation, biological process: DNA-templated transcription initiation. Gene Ontology annotation, molecular function: DNA binding; RNA polymerase II general transcription initiation factor activity. The transcript is spliced from 8 exons.